AUGGAGCAAGCCGGGCUUCAAGGCUCUAAGCUUGAGAGCGAAACUACUACCAUUGCCGAUGGCAACACGAUUGCUCGCUGCAAUCUGCGCAACUGUGCCGUCACUAGCUCCUCGGUGAAGCUCAGCGACUUCUCUGACUGCGUAUUCUCGCAUGCACGCUCAGUAAAGCAAUCGACCGGGACGAAGACGCACUUCCACGAUGUAUCUUAUGCCAGCCGCAGCACAUUUUCCAAUAGCAUUAUUCGAGACCAAUCUAUUGUUCAUCGGAGCGAAGUAAAAACGUCGACAGUGAGGGAUGCGAGCAAUGUGAAGCGCAGCACUAUUAUUGGAUCAAGCAUUUCCCACACUUCAGUAUCAAGAACAACUUUGACCGACUGUGAUACCGAGGAAUGCUUCUUCGAACGUUGCUCUUUCAAGGGUAUGAUACUGAAAAAUGGAUACUGGAAAAGGAAUCAACUCGUCAAGAAGGUAGGGAGCAAGGAGCCGGUUGCUGUCAAAAAGGGUGACCUAGUGCCUGUGGUGAGUACAAUCGUAUACCUCGAUUCACAGCAAAAAGGGUAG
Penicillium cataractarum is the source of this 561-nucleotide messenger RNA. RefSeq lists its product as uncharacterized. The record is from RefSeq and is a predicted model, not a curated record. Lineage: Eukaryota; Fungi; Ascomycota; Eurotiomycetes; Eurotiales; Aspergillaceae. The transcript has a single exon. The coding region runs from base 1 to 561 and encodes 186 amino acids.